Molecule: messenger RNA, 12522 nt
Organism: Platichthys flesus (European flounder)
Lineage: Eukaryota; Metazoa; Chordata; Actinopteri; Pleuronectiformes; Pleuronectidae
Gene: c12h10orf71
Exons: 2
Coding region: 350-11746 (3798 amino acids)
Biological process (GO): positive regulation of calcineurin-NFAT signaling cascade
Cellular component (GO): Z disc
Source: RefSeq, a predicted model, not a curated record
CUCUGGUCAGACGCUCCAAAACCUGACAGUGGACUAUCGAGAGUUUUUUUCUUGGAUUGUUUUCCGUAGAAAGAGGCAGAGACGGAGUCUUUGGAGGAGUUUAACCUGGAGUAGAUCUCAGAUUAUGGAUUAUAGAGCUGAAAGGAGAACAACAGAUUUUGGGAUCAUUUGGACAGAUGCCAACUAAAAGGCAAGAUGAGUUAGGCCCGACCGGCUGAAGAAAAUCCAGGGGCCCUGAACUCUGGGUCCUGCAGCUCCAGUGGCAGACACAGCGUUUCAUUUUGAGGUCUGUGUUUGCAUGAAUGACUGAGCAUUUGAGGACAGAGCUCUUUGUUUCCGAGCCGGCAUCAUGACCUCAGUUGAGAAGCGCCGCUCAGGUCGAAAGAGCGGCCGGCAUCGAAAGAACAGCGAUACUUCAAACGGUGGAUCGUUCCUGGAUGAGACCGACCGCGAGGUCAGCAGUCUGACAGAUCGAGCAUUCAGGAGCCUCUGCAUUGGAGAUGAGGCUGUUUAUAACGACUCAGACCUCUGUUCCUCUUCACCCUGCGGCCAGAGAGACAGACAGCUGGCCUUUAGUCAGGGCGGCCAAGACAGGGACAGAGAGGACAGAGAGAGAGAGGAACUUAAGAGAGCUGCCCAUGAGAGCUUCAGCGUCAAGGUGCAGCAGUAUGGACAGGACUUGAUGCGUGGAGGAAUGUAUGGGGCCGAGAUCCAAAGAGAUCCGCAGUGGGAGGCUUACGGCGAAAGGACACGGGGGAGGCUUUCUGCCACAUUCCAGCAAUCCUUUGUGGAAACCUCCCAACAGGAAAGAUCUCUGAGGGAAGACCAGUUGUCAUUCUUCAGCAAUGGAGCCACAGAUUUAAGUUCGCAGCAACGCAGGAGCCGCUCCAGAGUUUCCUCCCUCAUCAGAGCUUUUAACUCUGACGGACAAAGGGAUGGAGCAGGGACGGACGGUAAACCCAGAGAGUGGAAUAAUGAGACAAGCUGGGACAACUCAGCCCUGAUGAAUAUCCAAAGAGAACUUUCUGAUUUCUCUUCAUCAUACCAGCAAAACUUUAACAGUGAUCCUUUCCUGACAGGAGGUCAGUUCACGUCUCAAAACUCUGGAUUCUACUCUUCUGAAGUAGCAGCGGUGGCUCAUACAAAUUCUGCAUCCACUUUCAUGAGCGCUUCCCACAGUAAACACAGCAUGUCCACGCAGGUCAACUGCAACUCUAACUUCUUUAUACACAGUGAGUUUAGUCCCUUUAAAGUAUGGAGGGAUCAUAACAGGUUUCCUUUUCAACAACGGGACGUCUCAGGGUUUAUGCACUGCUCUGAGUUCCCUAAAUGGUAUGAGACACCAAUGUACAGGGAGCUUUCACAGGAGGCCCGGCCACAGGGGCCUUACAGGUUUGAGGAGAGGGGUAUUGGAAACCUGAGGAAUAACAUGGUGCCAAUGGUUCCUCCCUCUCCUCAACGCUCCACAUCAACAUUUACAAUGCUGCAGAAAGCUUCGGCUGUGGAGAAACGCAGCGAGUCCGAGUUGGCAGGUCGUUAUCCCCACAGGAAGCGAAUGGAGGGUCUGGGAACUAACAAGCUUCCGCCCCAGCGCCCAUCAACUGCAUCGCCUACUCCCGAGAUGUCUCGACGUGUGCGGGACACCAUCAGCUCUGUGAAAGCUCUUCAGCGAAAAAUCAAAAUGAUGGCCGAGCAAAACAUGGAAAUGGAGAUGAAAGCAAAUCAACAAGAAGCACUUUGUAGCAACGAUAAUUUAAUUCCUUUUGGCAACAGUGCAGUAACAGGGGCAGCAAAUGUUGUCAGAGGUAACACAACCCCACUCAACAUCAGUCAGCUUCUCACACCCUCAGUCCAUGCGAAUCAAGAUGCAGGGACAUCAGUGGUCCGAGAAGGUGCGGUUUCACCUGAGCUUGUGGAACAUGCUCCGGUGCGAGCUGAGAGCAGGGGAGCUACUCCUGACAUAAGGGGGUCAAGCUACAAAUCGAGAGCUACAAGCCUACUCUUCAACCUCAAGGACAACAGGAAACGAGUCAAAAACACCUACAGCCCAACCAAAUUCAAACAGCCUUCUGUGCAGGAGCCGAGAGACACUGUGAUAGAUAUCCCAGAUUAUCCCGAUCCAGACAUUCAGUUCACCCAGGUAGAAGAAUUCAGCAGGACAAGUGCCGCCUCACAUCAGUAUGCAAACCAGUAUCAAAACCCUGGAUUGUCACUUGCAACAGAAAACCCUCGUCCUAAAACAGCACCUGCAGGCCAAUGUUCAGAAUACACAUUAAGUGAAUACCAGACAGCUAAGAGGCAAAGUGAGAUGGUUCAACAUCACUCCACGUCCACUGGCUUUACACCUGAAAACUACACAACCAAUCAGCUGGCUAAUGGACAGUAUCUCCAUGAAGACUUAAUGUCAUAUACUUCCUAUAAACAAAGCAUGAGAGAUAAUGCGAAGGAUGAAUACAGGCUUAAACCAUCUUAUACAGCUACAGAGGCACCAAGAAAGAGUGUCAACAAUCCGACCAGAGAAUAUUUCAUAAGUAGGGCAAAUGCUGAGCAACAUUUUAAUGAAACAGCGGGCAGGGAAUCCACAAAGGUGGAUAGAUAUCAGCAGCCGAAAGACAACAAACAUGAUUACAGUAAUGUGUCCACACAGGAUAGGUGGAGACAGACAAACAGCCAAGACACUGAAAGGCUCGGUCUGAAAGCAACUGUCUCUCCAUGGAAACAAGAGAUUACUGCUUUAACAGAAAAAGAGAAACAUGCACAGGCUUACCAAAGCGCAGCCCCGAUAAAUGAGGAACUUAAUUUACCCAGAGACAAAUACAGAGGCGGACAUCAGCAAAGUGUAAAUGCAGAACUUGAAACAAGAAGGUUGAGGCAUGUAUAUGGUGCAGGAUUGGCCAAUCCUAACAUUACAAACCAACUACCCCAAUAUGCUCCAGAAAUCAGUAAUUCUAAUGUGGGAAAUCAAGAAUAUUAUGGACAGCAACAAGCUGGAACAAUUAAAGACAAAUAUGCACUUCAAAAGCAUCAUGGACACAAUGAAACGAAAAAUUAUUUGACACAGAAUUAUGAAAGGUAUGCUGUUCCAGAAAACCAAAAUCAACCCAUCUUUAAUACUAGUAGAGACAAAACUAUGUGCACGCAGGAAACAGGUCAGAGACAAUAUAUGCCGGUUCCAAAAGGACACGAAAUGCAAAGUCUCCAGCCACUACAAGUCACAACGACGAUUGGAGAUAAUGUGCACAAAUAUGCAUUAUCUAAUCCUGACAAUGCAACUGCAUCCACCAUCACAUUAAACCAAGUGAAGGAUAAACAGUUGGCUGAUGUCAAUGCUGGACAGGCCACAGCAGAAAUCUCCAAAGUGGAGCUGGCAAAGGUUCAGCACCGGGCUCAAGUGGAGCCACCCAAAGCAGAGUCGGCCAGGUUAAAUUUAGCAGGGCAGACUGGUUCAGAGAAAGUCAAAGCCCAACAGGCCAAAGCAGAACUGACAGAGCGCGAGAGAGACAAUCCGGCUAAAAUGGAGGAGAAGAAAAAAGGAGAACAGAGAGAAAAACCAAGAGAAAAACAUUCAGAGCAUGCAAGGGAGGAGCAGAGGAAGGCACGAGAACAAAAGAUAACAGAAGAGCCAAGAAAUAAAAAAGAGGAAGUGGCCAUGCACAUGAAAGAGGAGCAGGUCAAAGCUGAUCAAGCCCGAGCAGUAAGGCUAAAAGAACAGCACAUAAAAACUGAACUGGCACCGACAGAGCAAUUAAGAAUACAAAAAACUACACAGGUCAGAAGAGAAGAGGAAGAACAGGUAAAAGCACAACAAAUUGAAAGAGAGCAGAGAGAGACCGAACGAACCAGAACAGAAAAGAUUAAAGCAGAACAAGCUAAAACAGAACAGGAGAAAAUGAAGGUAGUUGAGAUGCAAAACUUCAAAGCAGACCACAUUAAAGUUAAGGAUGUCAAACAAGAGAAAUUGAAGAUGGAUUUGAUUAAAGCUCGUGUAAAUUCAGAACAAACGAUCCCAGCGUUAAAUAAGGCCAAAGAGCAAACAAAAGUAAAGCUAGCUAAAGCAGAGCCAACAAAAACAGAGGAUCUGCAGGAAAGGCUAGUUAAACCUGGAUCAAAACUAGCAGCGAUACAAACAGUCAAAAGUGAGCCGGAUAAAGUUGAAAAAGUUAAGACAGAGUUAGCGAAAGCCAAAGCAGAACUUGCCAAAAUAACAGAGAAAAUGAAAGGAGAACAAAAAGAGAAAGUCAGAAAAACCAACAUCGUAAUGGAAAAGGACAUUGCUAAGAAAGAUGUUGAUUUAAACUUUAAUAUGAAUAAAAAUGAGGAUUAUAAAAACCAGGAUGGAGCAACACAAAUGCAUCAACUGAAUGAAGACUCACUUGACAGAGGGGCUGAUGAUUUCAACUGUUUGAGAGGAAAAUAUGGUUUCACUAAUGCACUUACAACAAACAGAAAAGAGGAGUUAACUGCAAAAAAUUAUUCUUCGAAUGAUGACAAAGAAACAACAACUAUAUCUCCUGCCACAGCUGAGACAGUGAAUAACAAAAAAUCAAAUGACAAACAGAGUCCUGCAAGUGUACUUGCAAAAGCUAACACAGAAAAUAAGGACAAAAGCGAAAGCCUUAAAUCAAACGAGGAGACAGAGGGUCACUAUGUCUACAGUGAGUCAUCCAAAGAAUUCAAAUUAUCCUGUUCUGAUAACCUACCAACCCAUGUAGAUAACAGAGCAAAUUGUGACACUGUUACUGAUAAAGUUAAGGACGAAAGUGUCGAAACGUUGGAAAAAUGUGAAGCUGCGAAACUCACUGAUGUAUCACAUCAAAGAGAUUCUGAUUUGAUGAAACUCCUGCCUCUUGAACGAAAACCUAAGUCAGUUGAGCACAGUGUAGGUCCAGGUAAAGAUCUGCAUUUCACCCCUCCCAGAGCAUCGACACAUAAAGAGAGAGCACAGACCAAGCAGGAGAUUCUGACUUCCAGGAUAAAAGCUCAUGCUGAAAAAGAGAUUUCAGCAAUAAAAGAAAAGGGUUUUGCUAUAAGAGAUGGGUUUAUAUCCAAAAACUCUACCAAGGUAUUAGCGGCUAGUCAGAGUCUUAACAUAUGUCAAAGGCCACCAUCACAGGAAGUGUUUAAAAAGCAUGAAAGCACUAUGUCUAGUAAUUUUACACCAAAGCGGCAGAUGGAGCAAUCGGGAGUACAGACGGAGACAGUCAAGUCUUUGCCAACCCCCAGUUCUGCUACAAUACCAGUGAAGUCGGGGGUAGCCACUGGUCAGUCGGUAGACCAUUUACAGAAGCAGGUUCCAAAAGAACCAGUGAUUAGCAAUGACCAUGUGCAGGAAACUACCAAAGAUGAAAAACUGACAGGAUGUGAUCAUAAAAUCACCGACAAGGGCUUGAUAGAAAAACAGAACACAGAAAUUCAAUAUGAAGUUAAAUCACUUGUGCAAAGUGAAGAGCAGGCCCCUGUGGACAACCGUGGAAAGCAGAAAUCCAAUCAUGGAACCAACCCCGGAAAACACAAAGAUAGGCUUAAAGACAAACUUGCCAUAAGCACCGGCCAACAGAACAAGGAGAAAGAGGAUCUAUCAACAGCUAUAUCUCUGGUCAAAGCUGAAAGCACAAAACCCAUGACUUCAGAAAAACCUGAGGGUAAACAUGAAGAACUUCAUGAGGACUCAGCACCUUCAAUAAAUCCUUUCUCUCAAGAUCAGAACAAAACCCCUGUGGCUGAUGAAAGCUUGCAGAUCAUGGGAAUCAUGGUAAUUGUACGAGAAAGAAAGCCAUCCGAGAGUGAUAACACCGACCAGGAACAAAUAAAUACAAAAGACAAAGAACACAGUAAUUCAGAGCUAGAUAAAUGCCAUCCCAGCUCAAGUUUAGAAGUAAGUACAGGAAAAUAUUCUCCCAAGGAAAAUAGCAUAGCAAAGGAAAAAGAGAGAGUUGGGCAGGAACUUCUUCCCACAGUUGGUGUGGUUAAUCAUUCUGAAAAUGUUUCUGAGAAUGUCCCUGUAAAAAAGACUGAUCUUCAGAAGAGUACUUCUAUAGAUGCUAAACCUCAAACGGAAAUGCGACUUCAAGAACCACUGGCUGAAAAAGGCGUGCCAUCCACAGUCACAGCAAAAAAUAAAGUAUUGGCUGACACUCAACACCCUUCCGACAAGCAAGACAUGAAAGACAAGGGACAGAAUGACUACUCAAACAAAAUGCCCAAACAGAACCUGGCAAAGGACACGUGGAAAGAUGAAGUAAAGAAUAAUAUAGGAGAAACAAAUGAUCCAAAAAAAACAACAGCACAUACCGAUGACAACCUCAAGGCUAAAGUGGAAAACACAGGAAUCAAAAAUGAUUCCAACAAAGCUGAUGCAGACGCUCUGGUAAAAUCUGAUGUCCAGCAAUCAUCGACAGCAGAUGAUGGCGAGUGUGCGCACCCAAUGGAAGAAAAGAGAAAUGACCCAACGCCACUCAAGCCAUUCAACAACACCACUCCAUCUCAGCAUUUACCUGAAAACCAAAUCAACCCUGUAUCCCCAAGAUUCGAGACACACACUCAAGUGGAGGAUGUUGUGCAUAUAGACAGCAUUGCCAUCAGAGUUGUCCCAACGUGUGCAGCAACUAAGAAUGACAACCUGAAUACAGUGGGAAAGAAUGCUGCCACAGUUGUCCCAGCCGAUGUGCUUGAAUCUACUGAACAUAAAGAAGUUGCAUCAUCAAGUUCUACUUCUGUGAACACUUCAACCAACAAAGAUAGAAUCAAGGACCUCACUCCAGAAGACAAAUUUGGAGUACAAUACGUGUUGUCCAGUGUGAAAAAACUGUCUGAUUCAUUGAAAAUCAGCAAACAACAGGACAGCAUCAAGCUAACCACUGAAAGCACUCAAGCUGAAAGUCAAAGGUUUGAUGACAUAAAGACUAGUAGGAAUUCAGUGGAUAAAUCACACGAACAAGCCAUGGAGGGAGACUACUUUCAAUUGCAAGGGGUAGCAGACACAAAUAAUGACCUCCACAAUAGUGCCAAUGGUGGAGAGACGUUAGAUGGUGUUUCAAACGAAAGGAUACCUCCAGCGUCACUAAACAGGACUUCUGUCAAUGAGGAAGUAAAAAAUGACGCUUUUUCUUUGAAUCAAAGUAAGAGGGAAACAAUGGAAUUAAGCACAGUAGGCGUCCGAACUGCGAAUGUGGAAAAGAAAAACAGAGAAACAGAGACUUUGAAACAGAGCGAUGGUCCCACAGAGAGACAGGAAGUAGGUCAAGCUAAUCAUUUGAGAAAAUCCAGGUUAUCAGCAAGGGAGAGACAGAGCUCAAGAAAUGCAUACCUAGCAAGGGACAAUGCUGUCAAGGAAAAACCCGAAGUUCAACCAAAACCAAAGGAAAAAGUAUCCACAAUACCUGAAAUAUCUGCACUUGCAGACUAUGCCAGACUAAAAGUAAUUGUUUCAGAGGAGGAGGAAAACACCAUUCAGGAAUUCCCACCCAACAAAAAGGAAGGAUUCUUCCCACUAAUACAGUCUCGUCACAGCAGACGCCCAGUGUUCACUGAUGACCCAAAAGAUAUCGCUGUCAAAAAGAAGCACAUGCCAAAUAAGACAGAGAUGAUUGCCAAAGUGAACAGAGAACCCAAGGCAUUCAUAUUUCCCAUUACAGAGAAAGAACACCAAAGGACAGGGAUGUUCAAACUGGGAGAUAAAGACAAACAAGAGAAAAUGGUCUUAGAUGCCCCAGGUGCAUCAGAUGCUGGAGCAAAGAAUACACAACCCGUCAAACGUGAAAAUAAGUCGCUAACAACUCAUCUCAAGAACCAGUUAGGAGAAGAGCAAGUUGCUGGAAGUGAUACUCAAAUAGAUCAAAGGGUUCCUCAGCCAGUCAAUCCUCCAUUGCAAUCAACAACCUCAUCUUCUGCAGUCAACAGGCCAAGAAACACAUCUGCAUCCCAGCAACUGAAGUCCCUUGUGAACUCUGAUCCGCAUAAAAAUCAUGAUGAAAUCACAACUCAAACAAAAGAGGAGAAGUUAGAAAAUAAAGUGGCUAAGUCUGGGGAAGAAAGAAAAGAAGCAACGAGUUCAGGAGGGAUUGCUACUCAGCAUGAAGAAACCACACCAAAACCAUCACAGGAAGAACUAAUGCCUAGAAUAGAAGAAGAGAAAAGAACAGAAGAUAUGAGAAUAAAACACAUCAUGGAGGAGAGUAGAGCUUCUCUGGCUGAAGAAGAGAGGAGAGCCACUCAGAGGGAAGAGGAGAGGAGAGCAAAAGAGAGGGAGGCCAUAGCUAGAAGGAUCAAGGAGCGGCGGGAAAAACAGAGAGAAGCAGAUAAAAAAGAAGAGAAAGAAAGAAAAGCAAAACAGACGAAAGAUGACAGGACAGAGGGAGAAAUCGAGAGGUCAAUGAGUGAAGGCAAAUUGAGAGGGGAGGCAGAUUUGCUAAAAGACCAUGAGGAGUGGAGGAUGCUGAAACAGAAAGAGGAGGAAAGAGCUUCUCGAGAGGAUCCGCUGAGGAAAGCUUCAGAAGAGGAGCAACAACGAAAAGGUGCACCAGAGGAGCAGCAGAGGAGAGUGACUCUGAUGGAGGAGCAGCAGAGAAGAGCUACGCCAGAGGAGCAGCAGAUAAGAGCUACACCAGAGGAGCAGCAGAGGAAAGCUGCAAAAGAGGAGCAGCAGAGCAGAGCGGCUCUGAUUGAGGUGCAGCAGAGAAGGGCUGCACAGGAGGAGCAGCAGAGGAGACCUGCACAAGAAGAGCAACAGAGGAGAGCUGCCCAAGAGGAGAAGCAGAGGAAAGCUGCACAAGAGGAGCAGCAGAUGCAAGCUGCCAAAGAGGAGCAGCAGAGAAGAGCUGCACAAGAGGAACAGCAGAGAAAAACUGCACAAGAAGAGAAGCAGAGGAAAGCUGCACAAGAGGAGCAGCAGAUGAAAUCUGCAAAAGAGGAGCAGCAGAGGAAAGCUGCACUAGAGGAACAGCAGUGGAAAGCUGCAAAGGAAGAGCAGCAGAGGAGAGCAACUCUUAUUGAGGAGCAGCAAAGGAAGGCUGCUCAAGAGGAGCAGCAGAGGAAAGCUGCACAAGAGGAGCAGCAGAGGAGAACUGCAAAAGAGGAACAACAGUGGAAAGCUGCAAAAGAGGAGCAGCAGAGGAGAGCAGGUCUGAUUGAGGAGCAGCAAAGGAUAGCUGCACAAGAGGACCAGCAGAGGAAAGCUGCACAAGAGGAGAAGCAGAGGAAAGCUGCACAAGAGGAGCAGCAGAGGAGAGUUGCACAAGAGGAACAACAGUGGAAAGCUGCAAAAGAGGAGCAGCAGAGGAGAACGGGUCUGAUUGAGGAGCAGCAAAGGAGAGCUGCACAAGAGGAACAGCAGAGGAAAGCUGCACAAGAGGAGAAGCAGAGGAAAGCUGCUCAAGAGGAGCAGCAGAGGACAGCUGCUCAAGAGGAGAAGCAGAGGAAAGCUGCACAAGAGGAGAAGCAGAGGAGAGCUGCCCAAGACGACCAGCAGAGGAAAGCUGCACAAGAAGAGCAGAAGAGGAGGGCUGCACAAGAGGAGCAGCAAAUAACUGCUGCUCUGAUUGAGGAGAAGCAAAGAAAAAGUGCACAAGAGGAGCAGCAAAGGAUAGCAAAACAGAGAGAGGAGAAGAGACUCGCUCAAAUUGAGCAGGAAAAGAGAAGAACACAGGGAGAGGAAGAGGACAGGAAAGCUGCUGAAAAAGAGAAAACAAUUUUGAAACUUAGAGUAGAAAAACAAGCCAAAGAAGAGAGGACUAGAUCACUUGAGGAGAGCAAAGCAGAGGAGGGGAGGGGGGAAGCACAAGAAGAAAUAGCUCAAAGAGAGGAUGAGAUCAUGGCUAAAAGGAGAGAAGAAGAAGAAAUGCUUGUGUCUCAGAGAGAAAAAGAAAGAGCUGCUCAGAUGGAGGAGCUCAAAAGAGCAGCACAAAUGAGGGAUGCUCUCCAGUACUACGCCAUAUCCUCAACAGAACCAGAGCGGAAAUCCAAAGAAAGACAAGUACGCUCCCCUUUACCCUCCCAACAAAAACAUCAUCCAUCAGUGUGUGAGUCAACUGAAGACUCAGGAUACCCCACUCGGUCUUACAGGCCACCUGGCUCUGCAUCUCCAGCUCCUUCUCUGCCCCGCUCCAACACCUCCUCUCCUGCUCUGGGAGGCAAGCUCUCGAUGUUCAGGGUGAAGGAUAACACGAUCAGAAGUUCUCCUUUCACGAAGUCGGUCAAACCACGCUUCCAUAAGAACUUUGGAGAGGAGCUCCGUGUGGGUUCCCCCAUGGAAAGGGUGUCAGAGAGAGAAGAGGAGCAGGGGAUAAUGAGACAUAGUGCUGGGAUAAACAGACAUGCUGUUAUCAAAGAAUCUUCAUCACAGGAUUACUCUGCCCAUCUCCCACAACAUAGGCCAUACUCCAGGAGGAGCAUUGUUCUGGAUGAAGAUGACUCCCGCUCGGUCAUGAGCAACAUGUCAGAGGAUGUGGAGAGUUUUGCUACCAGUGCUGCUGACCUUGCAGAUACACGAGGCUUGUAUGACUUCGAUAGGCCGGAAUCAGCCUGUAGUUUCAGCAGUGAUGUGUCUCGUUCAAUGGGCAGGCCUCCAGUGGUUCCCCCAAAGAGCGACAAAGCCUUGCGCAGGGCAAAAAGGUUAACUACUCGGAGGAUGAAGAAGGAGACGUGCAGAGCAAUAGAAGACGGCCCUGCUGGAGUUGGAAAACCUCUUCAAGAAGUCCCUCGUCCUUCCUCCUCCACUGAGGUACACUCCUCCAACAAACAUGCUGUGGCUUCCCCUCAUUUUUCCUCUCCCGUGUCCCUUGCUCAUGCUCCAGCAAUGGAGUCUGGCUUGCCUUCUUCCCGCACAGAGCGCACAUCAUCUCACCAUGCUGUCCACACUUCCCCUAAUGCCUCUGGUCCCGGCUCCCUCCCAGUUGCCUCGCCUUUUGCUACUGCCUCUGUUAUACUCCCCGUUGCUUCACCUCAUGCUACUGGCCCUGUGUCCCACACUGCUGCUCCUAAAACGGUUUCUCAUGUUUCCUCUUCUCCCACUCUCCAUCAUGCCAACCAUCCAGCUCCGGUGACACAGUACCAUGUUGAGUCAAGCUAUCCCCAGUCCUACCCACUGACUCAGCGCAAGGUGCUGCAAGACCUCGGCUCCGGUCAGUAUUUUGUAGUGGACGUACCUGUUCAAGUGAAAACAAAGACUUUCUUUGACCCACAGACGGGAGAGUAUGUUCAGCUGAAUGUGCGUGAAUCUGGCAAGAGCCCCUCCCAACCACAGUCCCAGCAAAACUACUCUCAGCCCCAGCUGCAGACCCAGACGAAGUCGCAACAACAGCCCAUCUCCCAGGCCUCUCCCACUGGCAAGCCCCUUAUGCUUUAUCAAGGCUACCAUGGGUAUUCCCAGGGUUACCAACCAGCAGCAGUCAACUCCAUGCCCCCCCACAGCUCAUCAGCCCCCAUGACUCACCAACAGAACCAACAGUCUGUCAGGGAGAACCACAGCUACGGAUAUCCAGUCCCUGAAAUGAGACAGUACUCUGAAGGGCAUCGCUACAGCCCGGAGAAGACACCAUACAUGGACACAGUUAAUGAUACAGAGAAAACAUAUAACAAAGUUUACAACACACAUGGCUCAUAUGAGGCGUUCCCAGAGUGUGACACAAACAGCCAGCUUGCAGGAAGCUCUGUGUGUGAAAAUGAAAACUCAGCCCACUCACGAUAUCAACCCAGAGAUAUUAUACCUAUCACUGAACUGGAAGACUUUAUGGAAGUGUCUGACUGGUGAGAACACAGACUGAUUAAUUAUGUACAAAUAAUGUAAAGCAAACAAGAAGCAAAAAUAGAGAAUUUGAUCAUAUAAAGAUAAGCAGAAGAAGUGAGUGAAUGGAUUGUUACAUGUAGCAUUUGAAGUGACUUUUUUUCAAAUGAAGGAAAUAUCUGAGUGAAUAGUUUUUUUGAGAUGCUGUUAAAUUGCUGCUGCUGAUUGUAGAGAUUCAUUGUCAAGCUAUUUAUUGUGUUACAGAGAAGUUCACCAUUCCAUUAACAUGAACGUGAGAAGCUGAGAUAUGUGUAUACAGUGUGAUCAGUAUCACGGAGCCUCGUAAACCUAGAAGGAGGUUCCCAUACAUUAAACAGCAGAAGAAUGUCAACAGUGUUUAGUAGGUUGGAGAAAUGUUGGUCUCUGCUAUAAACACUGACCUAUUUAAGUUUUCCUUUUUUUUUUGUUGAAGAAAUUCUUCUUUUGGAAUUUUUGAUGCAUGAGAUAUAAAGAUCUUCAGAUGGUGUAAAGGAUAAUUUGUUUACUCAACCCUGUUAUUAAGGUUUUGUUUCAUACAGUAGUCCAUUUUGGAAAAUUGGAAGUUUGAAGGAAUGUUUCUGUGUUGCUGUGAAACAGAGUAGUGUGAAAUAGACUUGUUCAGACAAUAAAAAACAAUAUUAAUUCAAUGAAACAAUUGUUCAUCACAAUGACUGUCUAACAGAAUCUGCCACAUAAAAGUUACAAAUAAAGAAAAAGGUAAAAUAAAAGAUAAUUGCUAAAGGAUGAUUUUAUUUUACUACUCA